AGUGAUGCACAGCCUAGAUAUACAUUUUCUCAUCAAGGUGGAUAUUAAAAUAACCAAUACAAUCAUUACAUGUGCAUAAUCGGAUUUAUCCCGAAGACGUUGCACGCGUUUGAAUAUUCCGGAUUAUAAAAGAGAAAACCCAAAUCGGUAUUGUCAAGUUCAGAGAUGCAAUGGACAGAUUGCUUGGUUUGUCCCUGAUAUCUGGCUCCGUGACGUUUGGAAUUUACUACACAGUAUGGGUUAUCAUUCUGCCGUUUGUAGAAAAGGACAGCUUCCUACAGAAUUUUUUCCCGCCAAAAGUAUUUGCAGUGGCCAUCCCUCUCUUGGUUGGAGUUAUCGGUCUGAUCGUGAUAGGUUUAUUCGCCAGUGUAACGAUGUUACAGAAAUCACGUGCAAGAAAAUUCAAAUCUUCAUGACCAAGUUUCAUUUGCCCACCUCGCCAACGUGACAAAAUCUGAUUAGCUCAGCAUGGUUGACUAACUGAUGGAAAACGAGGAUGUUUCC
Messenger RNA from Saccostrea cuccullata (small rock oyster), 504 nucleotides. Its product is annotated as dolichol phosphate-mannose biosynthesis regulatory protein-like. NCBI's taxonomy places the organism in Eukaryota, Metazoa, Mollusca, Bivalvia, Ostreida, Ostreidae. Gene Ontology annotation, cellular component: dolichol-phosphate-mannose synthase complex; endoplasmic reticulum membrane. The transcript is spliced from 4 exons. The coding region runs from base 171 to 416 and encodes 81 amino acids. Gene Ontology annotation, biological process: GPI anchor biosynthetic process. The record is from RefSeq and is a predicted model, not a curated record. Gene Ontology annotation, molecular function: enzyme regulator activity.